GCUGGCACGGGCACUGCUGCCUUGGCGUUGAGACUAAUUAUAUUGACUCCUCAGAGCAUGACACUGGCUUCGGCUCUGUGCCUGGGAUAAUAAUAAGUGAUGAGUAAAAGAAUGUAUACUAUGCUUUAUUUUUCGUAGUAUACACAAACCACUGAAUUAAUGUCCCAAAUAACAGCACCAGUAAUGGUUGACAGGGGCAUCCGUCAUAAUGUAAAUAAAUGACGCAGUUUGGACUGCGGGUGCCAUUGGUGACUUGCAAUAGAGUUUGUGUUCCCACCUGUUGGGUCGAGCCUCGCCCAGUUGUCCUGAGACAGUGCUUGAGACAGCGGCUGCGUGUGUGUGGCAGGAUUUAGCGUACACUAUUACUUCACGUCUUGUGCGAGUGACUACGCUGCUUUCAUCGGCCCGGCCAGCCUGAUGUGACGAUGGGACUAUCGCAUCGUAUAGCUUUCCGUCUUUACGCAGCCAAUUUUUACGCCAAACGCCUGCACUCCCUCCCGCCUGUUGCUGCCUCAUUCCUUCUCAUCGGAAAGGGCCGGAAUCGGUGCCCACAGCGUCAACGUCACCCACUUAUCGCGGCGACGCUUCUCUUCUUACUAGUGCUUCCUUGGACACUGACUCAGCAGCAGGGUCAGCAGGCUGCCCUGCUCAUGGCUGCCCUUAGCGUCAUCACGGUGCUAUUGAUAUGUGGUUUGCAAACCACCGCAGCCAUCCCGCCUGAGCUGGGCGACGGUUGGUGGACGCGACUCAGUGACAAUUGGUGGUGGCAGGAGUUCCUCCCUCAGGUUCUACUGCGGAUGAAGCGUCGCUUCUUGAACUUUGAAUCUGCAUAUCUAAAGCUGAAAAACUUCUCUCUCUUAAUCAAUCAGCUGGUGUUCUUCACGAUGUGUGAACGCCUAUUGAUGGAGCAACAGAAGUUGACAAGUCUCUACACCUUGAUGUUUUUCAACGUUAUUAUCUACUGCGUUGCUUAUGUUAAGGAAGUGGUGGAGCGAGAGGAUUGGACCAUGUACGUCAACAUAGCGCGGACGUCCAAUGUGCGACACCUGGCGCUGUCCACCACCAAGAUGGUUCUGGAGUGGACGAAAGCCGUGACGUUCAUCAUCACGGUGGUGUUCCUCCUGUUGGUGAUGGGACUCGAGAAAGGUCUCAAAGAUUACGCGCCCACUCCAGGCUAUCUCAUCCUCACCGGCGUCUACUUCCUGGUAACAGAGAAAUUCUCCACCAAAAUAGUUGGUACUUGGUUCGAUAACAAAAAGUUCGAACCCUUUGAGGGGAUGGAGUGUCUGUACUGGCCGACACUGCUGCUCGCCUCUCACCUCACCCUCUCCACUCUCCUCACACUCUUGUGCGUCUCCACCUUCAACUUCAGGCUUGUCCUGCUGUCCAGCUUCACCAAUCUCCGGGUCAAGUAUCGAGAGCUGCGGGACGAUUGCAUCAAGCCUCUACAACACGAGCUGGCCACGCUGUCCUCCUACCGGCCGGCUAAUCGCUCUGAGGUAAGGCGCCACGACGACGUGUGUGCCGUGUGUUUGGCGCCUAUGAGCAGUGCCCGCGUCACUCCCUGUUACCACCUCUUCCACGGAGACUGCCUACGACGGUGCCUGAAGGAAUCCAACAAGUGUCCCAUUUGCCAGUAUCACCUGUGAUCUCUCAAUGAGCUUGAAGUAAGUUGUGAUAACUCUUCUUUUUUCACUGUUUACAUUAGAGAUUUAGCUAUUAACUGUCAGAAUCUUAUAAUGAUACAAGCUCUCUAUGUACUGGAUGUGAACCAAUUACGGGAAAUAAAUGUCUAUAUUGUCGA
Molecule: messenger RNA, 1804 nt
Organism: Portunus trituberculatus (swimming crab)
Lineage: Eukaryota; Metazoa; Arthropoda; Malacostraca; Decapoda; Portunidae
Exons: 5
Coding region: 426-1649 (407 amino acids)
Biological process (GO): protein ubiquitination; ubiquitin-dependent protein catabolic process
Cellular component (GO): ubiquitin ligase complex; cytosol
Molecular function (GO): zinc ion binding; ubiquitin protein ligase activity
Source: RefSeq, a predicted model, not a curated record